GCCGCCGCCGAGCCCUACUCGGGGCCCGGGGCCAAGCGCAAGUUCCAGGAAGACUCGGACCAGGAGCGCAGCGACUACGAGGAACAGCAGCUGCAGCGGGACGAGGAGGCGCGCAAGGUGAAGAGCGGCAUCCGCCAGAUGCGCCUCUUCAGUCAGGACGAGUGCGCCAAGAUCGAGGCCCGCAUCGACGAGGUGGUGUCCCGCGCCGAGAAGGGCCUGUACAACGAGCACACGGUCGACCGGGCCCCGCUGCGCAACAAGUACUUCUUCGGCGAGGGCUACACGUACGGCGCGCAGCUGCAGAAGCGCGGGCCCGGCCAGGAGCGCCUCUACCCGCCGGGCGACGUGGACGAGAUCCCCGAGUGGGUGCACCAGCUGGUGAUCCAGAAGCUGGUGGAGCACCGCGUCAUCCCCGAGGGCUUCGUCAACAGCGCCGUCAUCAACGACUACCAGCCGGGCGGCUGCAUUGUGUCGCACGUGGACCCCAUCCACAUCUUCGAGCGCCCCAUCGUGUCCGUGUCCUUCUUCAGCGACUCGGCCCUCUGCUUCGGCUGCAAGUUCCAGUUUAAGCCCAUCCGGGUGUCGGAACCUGUGCUUUCCCUGCCUGUGCGCAGGGGGAGCGUGACUGUGCUCAGUGGAUACGCUGCUGAUGAAAUCACUCACUGCAUACGGCCUCAGGACAUCAAGGAGCGCCGAGCAGUCAUCAUCCUCAGGAAGACGAGGUUAGAUGCACCCCGGUUGGAAACAAAGUCCCUGAGCAGCUCCUUGUUGCCACCAAGCUAUGCUUCAGAUCGCCUGUCGGGAAACAACAGAGACCCUGCUCUGAAGCCCAAGCGGUCCCAUCGCAAGGCAGAUCCUGAUGCUGCCCACAGGCCCCGGAUCCUGGAGAUGGACAAGGAAGAGAACCGUCGCUCAGUGCUGCUGCCCACACACCGGCGGAGGGGGAGCUUCAGUUCAGAGAACUACUGGCGCAAGUCCUACGAGUCCACAGAGGACUGCUCCGAGGCGGCCAGCAGCCCUACCCGGAAGGUGAAGAUGAGGAGGCACUGAGGCCUGCUGCCUGCAUCCCUCUGGGAACUCUGAUUUAGCCUCACGUAGUUGCCCCCUCCUUUUGUUUCAUUUUUGUUUUUGAUGGUUCUUGUUUUGGGGUUUUUUAAAAUCCAGUUAUUUUUUUCCUUGGUUUGUUGUCUCAAAGGUUGAAGAACAGAAUUGGCCAGGACCUAGGUCCUCGUGUUCGUGGUUUUCCUCCUGGAUGGAAAUGUCGGUGUUUGUUGAGCACAGAGACUAACACUGAAGUGGCCAGUAGAUGUGUUGCGGCGGGAGGGGCAGUAGUCUUCAAAUGGACCUGUGUUAAACUGGGUUUAUUUAAAAGCAACAAAAUGUUUUGAUUGAGGAAAUAAUUGGUUUGGUUUAAGAUUUAAAUCGGUUCAGUAUUUUAAAGUUUGAUCUUCCGCCCCACCCCUUCCUUCACUGACAUCUGCGCUUGGUUGAAUUCUCUGGGAGCUUUACCAGGUCUGCCUGUAGCUUGCUCAGCCUUGGCUCUGCUACCCUCCCACUUCCCACCUGCUCUCUAGGUCCUGGAAGCUCAUGCAAACACCAUUUCUCCUUCUUUUGACAGUUGUUGGGGCUGGCUGGGUGGGGCACAGUUCCCAGGCCUGCAUCCUCAGAGCUGUUACUGUGCCCUUGGGCUGCCCCUGAGCCCACUGGCAUGCUUUGCCCACAAUUCCUUAGGGCUGCCAUGGUCCUGACCUCUUGCCAAAAGCAUACCUCUUGGCUCGGUUGCUUCUUUCCAACAUGUGUGUGAUUAUAUGGAGCAGUUACGACUUGCCAUGUCAGAUCACUUUAGGAUUGUUUCUAGCUAGAGAGACUGGUGUCCUCCCAAGUCUAGCAUGUGGGGUGUGGAAUAUUGUUGUGGGGUGUGGUAGGAUUUUUGUUUUGAGUUUUUAGUUUUCCUUUGGUCUCCUGGCUUUUUCCCUUUCCCUUCCCCUCUCCUACAUAGGCCAGCUUGGGCCUUCUCCCACAGGGUCCCCUUGGGGAAGUGUCCACACCUAUCUGCCUGCAGCAUGCAUCCAAGGCCAGGGCUCAGGCCUUCAGACCAGGUGGGUGCCCCUCUGCCUCAGGGUGGGUGGGAGCCGGGAGCGGACCUUAAAAAAAGUAAUAAAAGAAAUAAACAAUGUAAAGUCUUUGGCAAUUUCUACCCAUUCAGAUCCUCAAAGGCUGCAAGGUUUGCUAAUCUAGAUAUAUUAGGAAUUUCUCCAUGCCACCUGAGGCCAGGGCCUAGGCUUUCCUGAAAGCAGAGGCUCUCUGACCCUCCAGGUACCAACAUCCCUCCAGGCCUUAACUUGUAAAUGUCGUGCUGGUCCGAGGCUGCAGAGGCUGAGAAUUUGGGCUGCCACCAUCAAGCGGUCCCUCUGAGGGAACAGAACUUGUGCCAGCGUGGAUUCCUCAAGUUGGGACUGUGUAACUAAAGCAAUUGCAGGUUUAUUUUUUUUACAGCUUUUUUCCCAAAAAAAGAAACAAGAGAGAUUUGUAGUUGUAUGUGCAGCACUUUGCCCUGAAAUGUGUGCUCUACAAUAAAAACCAAAUCUAAUAUA
Molecule: messenger RNA, 2594 nt
Organism: Echinops telfairi (small Madagascar hedgehog)
Lineage: Eukaryota; Metazoa; Chordata; Mammalia; Afrosoricida; Tenrecidae
Gene: ALKBH5
Product: alkB homolog 5, RNA demethylase
Exons: 4
Biological process (GO): mRNA export from nucleus; mRNA processing
Cellular component (GO): nucleus
Molecular function (GO): oxidative RNA demethylase activity
Source: RefSeq, a predicted model, not a curated record